AUGGCUGAUCCAUUUGAGAGCAUCAUGAAGGAGUACGACUACGACUAUUCUAACUCCUCUGAGCUUAGGGAGACGGUGGAGUACAGCCCUUCUUGGAUAACAAUACUGUCACUUGUGCUACAGAGUCCAGCACUAGUAGUUGGACUGUUAGCCAACAUCCUCCUGUUGGUCGUGUUCGCCACCUCGCCACGCUUGAUCACUGGACCCAAUGUGUUAUUCCUACAGCGUGCCAUCGCCGACCUGUUAUUUCUCCUCUGUGUUCCGCAAUUCAUGCAUAUGAAAGCUGUAGGCAUCGUUCAGAUCGGGCUGGCCAGGUGCAAGGCAGUAAGCAUUGUCGUUCAAGGGACUACAGUGGCUACUCUCGUGUUCCUGAUGGCGUAUACUUUGGAUGGCUAUCUGGCAGCAAAUCCUCAGCAGCACUCCGCUGCGUUCCGGCGCAGUGCGAGGCGUAUCACGUCCGCGGCGGGCUGGGGCUUGGCCGUCGCCUCCGGGAUUGCCGCCUUUGUACUCACCCACUUAAGUAAUGACGGCCAAUGCAAAUUAAGCCCAUUUUAUGACCAGUCUGGACCACUUCUAGUCGCCAUACAGAUAUUCUUGCUCUUCUUAGUGCCACUAGUGGUAGUGUGGGUGUUUGUGGGUAUGGCACUUCCGCCGCGCCGCUCAGAGAUGAGAGCUGAUUCCGAGGCGGAGAAGGAUGAAAGCCCAAAUCGUCACCUGUUGUUGGGACUGGCAUCCACCUUCACUGUGCUGCAUGGUAUUUACUGGAUUGUCUUCUUAUUGAGCAGUAUCUUUUACAUACUGGAACUAUUUAUCGUUCUAGAUAUUGCAAGUUCGCUAAGCACCUACGGCGAAGCACUCAACCCCAUCCUGGUGAUCUAUCUGUCAGAGGAGCUGCGGCAGAAGGUGGUUGGGUGGCUGCCUUUCCGCCGCAGCUCCGCCUCAGUUCCUCUGAGGGAUAUGUGA
Molecule: messenger RNA, 963 nt
Organism: Scylla paramamosain (green mud crab)
Lineage: Eukaryota; Metazoa; Arthropoda; Malacostraca; Decapoda; Portunidae
Product: somatostatin receptor type 4-like
Exons: 1
Coding region: 1-963 (320 amino acids)
Biological process (GO): G protein-coupled receptor signaling pathway
Cellular component (GO): plasma membrane; neuron projection
Molecular function (GO): G protein-coupled receptor activity; peptide binding
Source: RefSeq, a predicted model, not a curated record